Molecule: messenger RNA, 972 nt
Organism: Seminavis robusta
Lineage: Eukaryota; Bacillariophyta; Bacillariophyceae; Naviculales; Naviculaceae
Source: the annotation of a GenBank genome assembly
AUGGGUUGGUGGAACAAGUUUUCCGAGCUGCAAGAUUUUCACAAAGAGAAUGGUCACUGCAACGUCCCCAAAAGCCAGGGAAAGUUGGGGGCCUGGGUUUCCACACAAAAAAGGUUUUACAACAGUGGGAGACUAAGCGAUGAGCGAAUUCAAACAUUGGAAGGACUAGGCUUCCUAUGGAACGCGCAUGGCAACAAAUCGUCCUCCACAAGUCGUAGAAGAUACACCCGAUUCGCGCGAACCAACAUCAAUGCUGGAAGCAAGAGAAGAUUUGACGCCGAUGUGGAUGAUGAGGCGUCUGACUCUGAUUUCGGGGAAGAAGAUUCGAACAAGGAAGCAUUGGCUGUUGGUAAUGGCAUUUGUUGCAAGGAGGAAUCCUCUGAUGAUGAUACAGUCAACUGUCCUCCCAAGAAGAAGCCCAAGAAUGAUGUGGAGGAUCAACCACAGGAAAGGGUAUCUUCAUGUGCUAGCAAUGCAGGUGCUCGUGUCGCCAAGAGGAAGGCAAGUACUCGUUUCACCGAAAGAAGGAAAAAGGUUGUCGAAUGGGCAGAGAAAGCAAUGAGCGACAGCGAAGAGGAAGAAGCCAGGGCAGCAGAGACCGAGGACUCGAGUAGCGAAGAGGAGAGUGACAGUGAUGACUCUGAGGGUGAGGUUGAGGAGGAGGAAGACUCGGAUGACGAAGCAAGUAGUGUUGGAGUACUGGCUUCAAGAACUCCCAACAACAAUGAUCAACUACGGAAGCUCCACAAGUUGGUGGCUGCCCAGCAGACAAUGAUUCAACAUCACUUGGAGCAGCAACAGCACCAGAAAACAACCAUUCGCAGUCAAAGGAGAACUAUCAAGAGGCUGAAGAAGAAAAUCAAAAAGAACCAGCAGAAGAACAGGGCCCAUGACCUCCCAAAGCAAGUGUCCGCCUUGAGACAACAGGUUGAUGGGAUCCAGCGUAGGCUUGCGAGACACCAGAGCAAAUAG